This is a messenger RNA of Oryza sativa Japonica Group (Japanese rice), 2526 nucleotides long. NCBI's taxonomy places the organism in Eukaryota, Viridiplantae, Streptophyta, Magnoliopsida, Poales, Poaceae. The record is from RefSeq and is a predicted model, not a curated record.
CCGUGGACUGUGCGUGUGUCUCAUGUGCCCGAGAGUCCACACGAGUCUUGAGAACCUUGACGUCUCGAGCUCGAGCCGUACUGACCUGAAGUCCUGAACACGCCGCAAGAUUCGAAGCCAAACCAACCCAAGCUCCCAGGAGAGGAGAGCAUCUCCUGCAUCUGCGGCCUCCCCCAUCCCACUGCUGCUGCUGCUGGUUUGAAACCAAGGCGACCUCCUCCUGUAGUAGCGAGGAGGAGAGGAGAGGAGGGAGAGGCGGGUUCUUGGCUCCUGGGGGGCCGAAUCGCGGGGGUUCUUGCCUGCCCGGAUCGAUCCGGCAAUGGAUGCGGCUGCCGGAGGCGCGCCGCCGCGGCCCGCGGCCGGAAUCCGCGUCCGGGUGCCACUGAUAUAUAAGAAAGAUAAACAUCAUGCAAUGCAAUCGUCACACUAUUUUGCUAGUGCCUGGACAGAAAGAUACGUUUGUGUCUUUAGGAGAGUUACUUCUUGUGGUUUUGUUUCACUUAUGCUGUUCCACAUUCAGGUAGAGUCUGUGUCUUGUUACUGUGGUUUUGUUUCACUUAUGCUGUUCCACAUUCAGGUAGAGUCUGUGUCUUGUUACUGCAGGGUAGAUGGAGGUCUUAAAACUGUUGUGAGUGCUAGGAAGUUUGUCCCUGGUGCAAAGCUGUGCAUGCAACCUGACAUUAAACCAAACAAGCGCAAGUCAAGGAGCUCACACAAAGAGAGGUGCCGAACUCAGGCACCACUUCUACCUGGCCUUCCUGACGACCUAGCUAUUACCUGCCUCAUGCGGGUCCCUCGACUUGAGCACACAAAUCUUCGGUUAGUCUGUAAACGGUGGAACCGACUGUUAUCUGGGAACUAUUAUUAUUCCUUGCGUAAGAAACUUGGCAUGGCAGAAGAAUGGGUUUUUGUCUUCAAAAGGGACCGUGAUCGGAAGAUUUCUUGGCAUGCCUUUGACCCAGUUCACCAGGUGUGGAAGUCACUCCCUCCAGUUCCAGCAGAGUAUUCAGAGGCCGUGGGCUUUGGCUGUGCUGUUCUUAGUGGCUGCUAUCUGUACCUGUUUGGUGGCAAAGACCCAGUCCGAGGGUCUAUGAGGCGUGUUGUAUUUUACAAUGCUCGGAUAAACAAGUGGCUCCGAGCCCCAGAUAUGCUACAAAAGCGUCACUGCUUUGGUUCCUGUGUCAUAAACAACCGCCUCUAUGUUGCUGGUGGGGAGUGUGAAGGGAUACAAAGAACUCUAAGAUCUGCUGAAUUUUACGACCCAAACAGGAAUAGAUGGUCUUACAUCAGUGAAAUGAGCACGGGAAUGGUACCUUUUAUUGGAGUUGUAUAUGAUGGCAAAUGGUUCCUGAAAGGGCUUGAUUCUCAUCGUCAGGUUGUGAGUGAGGUCUAUAUGCCAACAUCCAACGUAUGGUCAGUCACUGCUGAUGAAAUGGUUACGGGCUGGCGGAAUCCAAGCAUUUGCUUUAAUGGACGUCUUUAUUCAGCAGAAUGCCGGGACGGAUGCAAGCUUAGAGUCUAUGAUAGGGACACACGAUCGUGGACCAGAUUCAUGGACAGCAGGCGCCAUCUGGGCAAUUCACGAGCUUUUGAAGCUGCAGCUCUGGUCUCCCUAAAUGGAAAGAUCUGCAUUAUCCGCAACAAUAUGAGCAUCACUCUUGUCGAUGUCUCAAACACACCAACAGUUAUCGAGAUUAACAAUGCUCACAUGUGGGAUGUUUUUGCUCGGAAGGGCCAGCACAGGUCUUUCAUAGCAAACUUGUGGUUCACCAUUGCGGGUCGUAAUUUCAAGACUCACAUUAUCCAUUGCCAAGUGCUCCAAGUUUGAGCAUGGCUCCAUGUGAAGUUGGAAACUGGGAACAUUCUCAAAUUUUGAAAGGGCCGAUCAAUCGGAAGCUGAAAUGGGUGCCAGAACUCCAGCAAAGAGAUGGUCUGUUGCCUGAAUGAACAUCUAGCGAUCUCGUUCCUACUCAAUCUCUCCGGUACCGGAAAAAUCUCAUGCUGGCUGCUGGAUGCAGCCAUGCAGGAGAGGAAGUGGGAGCUUCGGUUGUCUAUAAACCAAGGUGAAAUUUUUUGGGGUGUGAGAGUAAGAAAUAUUCCAUAGCAUCGGUGGUUUGUCCAGUGGUAUUCAUGAUUUCAGUGUGCUGAUGCUUCCUGGUUUGGGGUUGAGCUGAUACUGCUGAUGAUACGGCAGUAAUGGUUGCAUUGGCGGCUGUCAUGUUCUACAUUUUCGGAUAGGAAGGUGGUCCACCUUCAUCCUAAUCAUCAUGUCUAUCUUUCUUUCGGCUUAUUAGGCAUGUCAAACUGUGUUGUAUGAUCGUAUCAGCCGACUAGAGUAACAAAUGAAUAAAUGUUUUGUUCAACUGUUUAUGCUUUAUAAAAUCCUUGCCUGUUUGUUAUGCACCAGAACAGUUUUGGAAUCUGGUUGGUGGAUUUAAGGAUGUUAUGUCUGAAGAAGAUUUCAUAGGCAUGUAUCAAAUACUCCCUUUGCUUUCUUUAAUAUUUAACACCAUUAACUUUUCGAUA